UCCUACUCACACUCAUUCUCUAAUUACACUGGUGAACUCCAGAUGAGAGAUUAGCUUUCUUUGUAAAGUGCGCUAUUUAUUACAUAGGCAAGUCAAGCUCUUUAGUUCUGCUUGAGACACUGCAAGACCCUCUGUCCUAAGUGGAAAGGACAGCUUAGUUUAAGGUUUCCUAUUUUUGUGCCAGUGCAAUGAAGAUAUUUGAUGCUGCAUAUAGGAAGUGAAGGAACUGUCAGAUGAUUUCUCAGGUAAUGCCAUGGGAAGGUGAAAAAGAUUAGUAACCAUGAGUUAAAAUACAGUUGCUUGUUUUACUGCUUGCCAAAAUGGGGACCAGUACGAGGCUAAUUCUUGGGGUGGUGAACUUGCUGCUCUUUCUUCGGCCACGUGUGGACACUCAGCACUGUUCAGCUAGAAUAAAUCCUCCAGAACUGGAUGGUCCUGAAUCUUGGCCCAUCAAUAAACCUCCAUUUGACAUGGCUUUUAUGUCUUCCUUUGUCCAUUCCUUUCUGAGCUCUGUCCAACCCAACCCUUUCCCUAAAGAUCUUUUCAUUAAAAUUCUGAAAUAUCACAUCACAGAUGAAGCAACAAUAAAUGAGGUUUUGCGCUAUGAGGUAGGAUUUCUGGUCUGCGUGGCCAUUGGGAUCCUGUACAUCGUCCUCAUGCCCUUAAUUGGCCUGUGUUUCGCUUGCUGCCGUUGCUGUGGAAAUUGUGGGGGCCGCAUGUACCAAGAGCAGACCAAUAGCAUCAACUGCAGACGACGGAGCUUUUACUGGGCCACUUUUCUAUUCACCUUACUUAUAUUGGCAGGGAAUAUUUGUAUGUUCUUAAGCAAUACCUACACCCAUGAGAAUGUAAGCUCUGCACCAGGUGAAUUCAGCAAUGCCUUAAAAAAUCUACAAAGCUACACCACAAAUAUUCCAGAGCAAAUACAGACAGUGGUGAAUGAGAGCUGUGUAGUUGUGGAUAAUGUGACGUAUAACAUUCAAGAAAUUGGCUCUUCGCUUGGCAAAAGUAUCCAAAGAGAAACAGAAAGCUCAAUUAUCCCAGCCCUAGACGCUACUGCAGUGAUGGCACAAGUUGUCCAGAACACCAGUUUGCUGCUCCACAAGUUGAAUGCAACUCAGAAAGAGCUGGAUUUACUACAGUCAAACCUGACCAGAGUGAAUGCUCGCAUCAACAACACACUACACAACCCAUCCUGCAUACACUGUGACUUAUUGAAGCCUGAACUGGACAAGUUUUCUCUGGACACAAGCAUGAAUUUACCUGGCCUUCGUAAGCUCCAGACAGCUGUGGACCAGGCUGAGAAGGCUGAUCUGAAUAAACAGACACAGAAAGGGAAAGACUUCUUGGAAAACAUUCCUGAAAUGGUGACUAAUAGAACCACAGACAUUACACAGAGGAUUCACCAGGAACUUCAGACCAUAAGGGAGCAGCUUUCACAGGCAACCACAGAUAUUCCAUUUAAACAAUUGACUGAAGUCUCCAACACUCUCAGUACUGUACAAGAAGAGGCAAAGAACUACACACCCAGCAUCAACCUGGCAGAGAAAAUCAGGUGGAUUAUUGGGGUGAUCCUGUGCUGUUUCAUUCUGCUGGUGGUGGUGUGUAAUCUACUGGGAUUGAUGCUUGGCUCCGCAGGACUGGUACCUAAAGGUGAUCCGACGGCUCGCUCUGGCACAGCAAACUGUGGUGGACUAUUCCUCAUGGCGGGUGUAGGCUUCAGCUUUUUAAUCUCUUGGAUCUUCAUGAUAGUAGUCCUGAUCCUUUUCGUAGUAGGGGGUAACACAUAUAUGCUUGUCUGUGUGCCAUGGAAGACCCAGCAAAUCUUUCAGAUCAUUGACACUCCAGGUGUGAUUCCAGGAUUCAACCUGUCUCAAAGCCUAGGACUCAAGACUAACCUCCCUAUCAGUGACGUGUAUAAUGACUGUCAAAUGAACAAGUCUCUAUGGAACACUCUUCACCUGGAGGACAUUAUUAACCUCAAUGACUAUCUUAAUAUCUCCAAAUUCACAGGACAAGUGCAGGAGGCGAUUGAGAGCAGCAAUAUCACUUUACCCAACAUCGUUCUGCUCGACUCUGAAACAAAGAAGCAACUGAGCACCUUCUCUGCAAAAGCCAGCAGUGUGAACCUCAGUAGCGUCAUGCACACGGCUAAUACUCCAGCAGUAACUCAGCUUGGCUACUUUGCAGAUGAAUUGGAGCGUUUGGCUAAUAGUCAGACCAAUACCACUGUUAAAGCUGAACUAGAGGAUGAGGUAAAAGACCUGAGAUUGAUCCAGACUCAGAUUAAUUCCAACAUCAAGCCUCAGCUGAAGGAGUUGGAGUCUGAAAUUGCACGUUUCAAUGACAUCAAUAGCACUGUGGAGAAUGUUCUGGAGAAAGUCGGUUCCGCUCAGGAUGCUUUGAACAAUACAGCACAAACCCUGAAAUCAAAAUUGAUUGAAUUUGUAGACUGUGAGAUUGGAGUCUUCACAGCGCUUGCUAAAUGGGUCAACCAAACAAUUACUGAGCAGGUGGGAUGCUGUGGGCUGGUUGCUGUUUCUGUCAACAGUGUAGAAAAUCUGUUUUGCUCGCAGCUUGUGGACUCUCUGAAUGCCUUUUGGUUCAGUUUGGGCUGGUGCAUGGUCUUUCUCAUUCCUAGCAUUAUUUUCUCUGUUAAACUGGCCAAGUUCUACCGCCGGAUGAAAUACAAAGAUGAGUUACUGGAAGACAUGAUGAUGAUGAAUCCUUUCCCACGGGCCAAGCUCAAGUCAUUCUGAAAGGAGGAAGAAAAUUUACAGUACUUUAUAUUUCUUGUUGGACCUUAGCACAGCCUGACAAGACAAGACAUACGCUGGAUGCUGGGCCUAAAAACCUCAGAGCCUGGAAAUCUGCUUUUGGAUAAAAGGGGAAAGUUUCAUGCUAUUUGGAAUGUGCACGUUUCAGACAUGCUUUAGAGACGUUACUGUAAGUGAGCUCUCCUGAGUCAUGACUAUGAAUGCAUAACAAUACAAAGGCUUUUGAGUUAUUUUGGGUCGCUGCUUUGGAUUUGCACUUUCUCUCACAGUGAUUAUGUAUCCGUUUAUUAUUAUUAUUAUUAUUUUUUUACAUUUAGUGAUAAUUGGUAACUAGAAUGAAAGCACUGCCUCCUGAGGUGCUGUAGUUUCAACUGUCGAUUUCAAACAUGCUGCCUUUAAUAAACCAUAUGACUGACAUUGUAA
Molecule: messenger RNA, 3200 nt
Organism: Neoarius graeffei (lesser salmon catfish)
Lineage: Eukaryota; Metazoa; Chordata; Actinopteri; Siluriformes; Ariidae
Gene: prom2
Product: prominin 2
Exons: 25
Coding region: 321-2759 (812 amino acids)
Cellular component (GO): apical plasma membrane; prominosome; cell surface
Molecular function (GO): cholesterol binding
Source: RefSeq, a predicted model, not a curated record